Gloeophyllum trabeum ATCC 11539 is the source of this 4979-nucleotide messenger RNA. RefSeq lists its product as uncharacterized. The transcript has 13 exons. Bases 1 to 4671 code for a protein of 1556 amino acids. Lineage: Eukaryota; Fungi; Basidiomycota; Agaricomycetes; Gloeophyllales; Gloeophyllaceae. Gene Ontology annotation, biological process: mitochondria-nucleus signaling pathway; negative regulation of transcription by RNA polymerase II; regulation of nitrogen utilization. Gene Ontology annotation, cellular component: cytoplasm. The record is from RefSeq and is a predicted model, not a curated record.
AUGAGCCGCAUUGAGCGACGAAAGUGCCGUGACGGCGCUCUGGGAAACAAUGCGGAGACGUGCACUGGCUACGGCCGUGGUAGAGGGAUAUCUCCCAGGCAUCGAGAGCGAGGUCACCUCGAGAAUCAGGACUACUGGGGGGUCGUAGCCGACAAUUAUGGCAGAAAACGAAGAAAGCCACAUGCCCUUCACUCUGAGUACACGUUGGCUUCACCGAAGAGGUCCAUCCUUCAUAAAGCAGCGGGACAGCACCUGGCACGCGGCCUUCCAAGGCUAGAGGCGCCGAGAUGGAUUAUGGCGGUUUCUUCUAGUCCAAGGUCUCGCCAGGUUUCAAAAUUUCACUGGCCAUCGGAGCAGAUCACAGACGCUGCAGGCAAGCACAAACUUGUAUUGUUAACGGCAGCUAGCUCCGAUGUAUUCGAAACAGCGAGCAGCACGACGCGAUCCAGAUUCAACUCAGCAGUUGAUGAAGUGCUAGUGUUGCCUGACUUUGCUCGAUGUACGUCUGAGGUAGAGAGCACUUGGUCAACUCUCCUAGCAACGCCAACGAUCUCGCGACGCUACGUUGGCGGGCAGCGUCAUCACGGGCCGCUCAUCACGACCGCCAUCCAGCGGCCGGCCCUCGGGUCUCAGGUCGCAUGGCUCGUGCCCAGGGACACAUGUAAUGAGAACAACCACGCCCGCCCGUUGAGCUCGGUGCCGAGUUGGGGCACCGGGGAACACCGAGGACUUAACGGAGGACCUGGCGGGGGGGACGUCCCCGAGAGGCGAUACAAAGGGGGACGUCCCCGAGAGGCGAUACAAAGUCUGCGUGUCGGGUCAAUCAACCAAUGGGCGUCUGAAGGAGCGGGGAAUACACACCUCUGGCUGAAGCCGGGGAAACGUAGCGGGACAUGCGCAGAUUGCCCAGAUGCGUGUUGCGGAAUGGACCCGUCGAGGCCCCGUACGAUGGCCGAUUGGCCAUGGAGCAGGUUAUGCUACCAACCGCCUCGAGGCCGCGCAGCUCGGAGGGCGUUGCACCCGACGACAUUGCGACGAUCUGAGAUGCAUACUUCCGACGGGGAGCCAUUCCGGGUGUUCCCAGGUGUUCUCUCGCACAUUGGUGACGUCCGCAGGCGAGCCAGGCCAGACGCCGUCGCAGCAGCCGCCACCGUCGUCGCCGCCGUCGAAGACGCCCAGGAGCCGUGGCCGCCAGCGAACGAUCGUCGUUGCGCGACUCUGACGGCGACCAGCGACCUCGAGCUCGCGACUCGUGUUCCGAGUCUCGUCGGUCUAUCUGUUGGUGUACUACUAUCAUAUGCAAUGCUUGCGUCCUUCCCGACGCCGGUUUUGGCGCUCGCGCCAGACGUCCUGAAGGACCUCGAGGGGAAGGAGGCGCUCUCGGGGCUUUGGGCACUAUUCACAAAGUGCAAGGAGUCGCUGCAGGACGGGCGGCGGCUCGAGAAUAUUUCGUGGCGGCUGUGGUACGCGGAGCUCGCGGCGUCCCACUCGAGCGUCCCAUCCACGCCGUCGUCCGACUCGCUGCUCGUCUCCCGGAGCUCGUCUCACCUGACCGCGUUUACCGAGGACGAAAAGGAUGCGUCACGCGCAGGCCUGCGCUCGUCGCCUCUACUAACCCCGAUAGCGCCCCCGACGCCCUCUUCUCCUACUGGCCGCCACCGCUCGCCCUCGCCCCACCCGUCGUCCGUGGUCUCGUCGUCACAUCUGAGCGUAUCCGAUAUUCCUCCAGCGCGCGCGCGGCGCAGCUCCUCGGUCGGCAAAAUCAUCUGCGACUUGCUUCCGGAGAAACUGGUCGUGCCUCACGGCCACUGCCCGCAACGCACACCCUCCGGCGAAGAGCCGCCGCCGAUUACGAAGACCGCUACCUCCUCCUCCGGCACACCCAGGUCCAGUGCGACUGCCACACCUCCGCGGGCUGCAAACCUAAACGUUAGUACUGUGCCGCUAAUCCAGGCCCCUGCGCGGUCCGAGGUCUCGCCCCCGUCUGCGAGCACGACUGCAGCCUCCACGCCCCAGCCAUCAGGCCUAUUUCCGCGGGUCGUUAUAGUCAACCCGACGCCCCACCCGACGCCGCCAGCGACCCCACAGAUGCCUCCGAACGCGGCGCCCCUCGCGAUUCCGAAUAGCACCACGCUGCUGCCCCCGGCGCACCCGCUCGCGAAGCCGGUGAAUCCCGCUGCGUUGCGCGGCGCGUCGGCGUUCCCCUCGGCGUCCGUAGCCCAGCCGGAGCCCUCAGCUCCUGCCGCGGUGAAGAAGGCGAACGACGAGACGCUCAAGGCGUCGGAUCGACGGAGGUUCUUCCUCCACCAGGCUGAGUCGCCGGAGAAGGAGAGCCCCGAGCGCCCGUCGCCGACUACGGAGGCUCCACCUAUUGAUGAAGACGACGCAGAGCUUGAGGAAGAGGUGGACGGCGAGCCGGCGACGCUUGUCGAGCCAGGCAGCGUUGCCUCGCACAGCUCUGCCGCCUCGGCCGUGUCUACCCGGAGCAAGUACAGCACCGCGGCGUCCUCGAGACGGGUUGGCGGUGGGAGUACAACGGGGAAGGCGAGGAAGGGGAAGGAGCCCGCGAAGCGGCCGGUCGUGCACCGGAUGCAUACUGCGGGCGCGAUUAAGCGGAGCGCGAGCGCCGCAAAUGUGGUGGGCAUGGUGCGGACGAAGAGCGGGGGUGGGAAGCCCCUUGUUGUGGAGAGGACGCGGAGCGCGGGAGCGGGGGGGAAGAAGGUGGAGGUGCGGGGGUUGACCAUGGCGAAGGUGGAGGAGGGGAAGGGGAAAACGGGGGUGAAGGGAGAGGAGAAGGGGAAGGCACCGGGGAAGAUCGAGGAGAAAGGGAAAGCUUCUGCGAAGGAGGAGCGGGCGAAGUCGCCGCGGUCUGAGGAUGCGGCAAAGGACAAGGGGAAGAGCAAGGUGGAGAUGCGACCUGUCGACGAUGCGAAGUGCAGCAAAACGGCGGACGAAGCUUCCAAGGGCAAGGCGAAGGCCGAGGGACCCGUGAAGGGUAUAAUCAAAGCUGAAGAGCCAGUCAAGGAUACUCCGACGAAGAGCCGGCCCACUUUCAGGGUCGGGUCUUCCUCUUCGAACGGGACGGACUCGGUGGCCGGACGACAAGAAGGCUCUUCGCUGCGUUCGCUGAGUCCCCGGAUCCUCGAGGCGUCUGCGCAGGAACCUUCGACUCGUAUAUCCGCUACGAACGCUACGUCGAAUGCUACCGCCGCCCCUACGUCUCGUGCCGCGGCUGCCCCUCAACCUCAUCUGUCAUCUCAGUCACAUCCGGCCCAGUCGGCUCGUGCUCAACCGCCACCCCAAACUGCGUCGCAACGACCUCCCUCGAAUCCGGCCCAAGGACCGUCGACGUCAACUCAGCAGCCCGAGCCCGCGUCGCACCGGCGCGGUAUCCUCAUCAGCGAGUCAUCCGAUUACGAGACCACGGACACCGAGGGCGACGAGGACGAUAGCUGGGAGUCCGAGGAAGUGUCCGACCAGCCACCGACGCGCGCGCCGGUCCACCACCAAAACGCCCACCAUCACGCGCACCAGCACCAGCGCUUCGCCGCCGACCAGAACCGGCGCACGGCUGCGAUCUCUGCUGCCACGAGCGAGCGGAUCCGCAUCCAGGAGGCAGCAAUGGAGGCGCAGCGGCAGCGCGAUAUGUUCGCGAAGCUGCCGAAGAGGAGCUAUUCGAACCUUCAGCGGACGCAGUCGGGGCUGCUGAGCCAGCUGCUGAACCCUGACCCUGCCAUAUUCCCGCCCGAGCACCCGUACCGCCGCAGCUCCGAGGACAUUGCGGGGAAGGCUAGGGGCUUUGGGUUGUCCGGCUUCGGGAUGACGGCAAUGGGCAACCAUGUCGGCGCGCCGAAGUUGCAGACGAGCAAGAGUACUGCGAGCAUUGCGGAAGCCGUUCCGGUGCAGGUUCAGGCUAAUGUCACUGUGCCUACCGCAGGACCAAGCAACGCUCGUCAACAGGAUCCAAAGGCGGGUUACAAGCCGAAGGGGAUGCCGAAAGCGGGGGAUGUCGAGUACGAGACGGAUAGUGAGGACGAGGAGGGCGAGAACACUAUUCAAGUGUCUAAGAGCCUCGCGCAGCAGAAGCUCGCUGCGCUGGCAGGACCGCAUCGACGAACAUCGUCCGGGCAGCAGGAACAGCAACAACGACAACAACAGCAGUUUCAGCAACAGCAGCAGCAACGUCCGCCUGUCCCUCCUAACGUCGCGAACCGUCAACUCCCCGAAAAGCCUCCUCCUCUAACUAACCGCAACCAUACCGAGCCCCAGCCGUCCCGCCCUGAUAGGCCGAUGCUUUCGACUGUCGCUACCGCGCCGAUUCCUCUUAACCACCCGUACAACCUCCCCGCCCCCGCACCGCCGAUGACACCUCGUACGACUCGUCGCCAGAUGCUCGCUACCGAGCUAUCUGAGAGUCUACGAAGGAAUUUGUUGUGGGAGCGGCAGGUGAGCAAAGUGAACAUGAUCGGUCGACGGAGUGGUGUGCUCGGCGGGGGCUUGAGGCCAUUAACGAGUACGACCGGGCAGCAGGCGGGUGGGAGCGGACAGCAGGAGCAGCAGGGUGGAGAUUCGCGGCCGAAGACGAAAGAGGAGGAGCGGGAGGAGAAGAGGAAGCAGGCCAUGGCGAGGAAUCGCAGUUGGGCCGAUGACUACCACUAUUCUGGGUGGUGAUCGUUCCUCGUUGUGGUGCGUGCUCGUGUGCAUUGUGGAUUUUUUCGUGUUGGGUCUCUUUCCAUCAGUUCUCUUGUCUUGCGGGUCUCUUUAGUCUAUCUCUGUGCUAUUAUGUCCCAAGUCCUCAUUGCAUUUUCUCCUGCUUUUUGCAUCAUCCAUCCAUCAUACGAUAUAACUACCGUCUACGUCCGUAGCUCGUAACAUUGUCACAUUGUUGUACAGUAGCAUCCUCUGCAGUAUAUAGUUAUCUCUAAUAGCAGACAGGUUAUGUGGUCAGUUACUGGAUUGGCUGCCACACACUAGCUUCG